UAAUUAAACAAACCUAGAAAACCACGGUAUGUCGGAUUUGGUAAUGUUUGAGCCAGGAGCAAGUACGAGUACGGAUGUGCCCACAAAUACGGAUCAAACUGCAAUGUCGACAACACAAGUGGUUGAUGCACUCGAAUGUGACACUUUCGAAGGGCUCAUGAAUGUCAAUGAAACUUAUGUGGAAAUCUUGGAUUCGGCUCUUCUUUCUGUUCAGCAACAUUUAGACGACAAUUUAAAGCGACAACAACAAUUGAAGGAGGAAUAUCGUUUGUACAAUCGUGCUGACAUUACAAAACGCAAAGUUCCCGUUCACUUGUAUAUGCCACCAUAUUUUAAAGAUGAUAAUAACAUGUACCCACCAAUGAGCUCAGAGGCUCGCGAAAAGCAAGUCUUAAAAUGGUUCGACCCAAUGAUGAAAGAGGAGAAAAAAUGGACACCAUCUGAAAUAAAAACACUCCGGACAUCUGUUAAAAACGCAUUGGUGGCUCAUCAGGUUCAACCGUGGUGUUCUAGACGAGAUAUCGUUGCCUCAAAACUUCGAGACGCUGAUAUCACUACAUCGAAUUUCGAUCGACGUCAAUGGACUAUGGAGCUGGAAGAUUUGAUGAGAAAAAUUGCCUAUGUUCGAGAAAAAAGUGAAGAAGAAGUAUUGACUGCUUCGGCUGAUUAUACCGUUGUUCCAUGGACUGCAAUAGCCAACUUCGACUUCAAAGGCUCUAGAACGGAAUGGGCGGUGAAAUCGAAAUGGUACAAUGAAUUGAAUCCAAAGUGGAACAAAGAACAUUGGUCAAAUGAAGAAGUAGAAAAGCUGAAAUACCUUCGAGAAAGUCCAAAGUUUGUCUCCUGGCCGAUGCUGGCUCUGAAUCUCGGUACAAAUCGAACAUCUUAUCAAUGUAUGGAAAAGUACAAAACCGAAGUGUCUCAACAUUCAAAAGAAUGGUCUCAAGACGAAGACACCAAGUUAAUUGCGCUCACAAAAAUUACAUCGAUCAACGGACAUAUUCAAUGGGAUAAAGUUGCACAAUGUAUGCCUGGAAGAACUCGUCAACAAGUCAGAACUAGAUUCUCGCAUACUCUCGAUGCAUCGGUUAAGCAUGGAAGAUGGACUGAUCAAGAAGAUGUGCUUCUUGUCUGUGCAGUUUCACGAUAUGGAGCAAAAGAUUGGGCAAAAGUUGCUCAGGCGGUGCAAAAUCGUAACGAUUCUCAAUGCCGCGAACGCUGGACGAAUGUGUUGAAUCGUUCAGCUCAUGUCAACGAACGGUUCACGCUGGUUGAAGACGAACAACUUUUGUAUGCGGUAAAAGUAUUUGGAAAAGGAAAUUGGGCUAAAUGUCAGAUGCUCUUGCCAAAAAAGACAUCGAGACAGUUGAGAAGACGAUAUUUGCAGUUAAUUGCAGCCAAGUUGAGAUUGGCUGCCGGAUUCUGCAACGCGGUCGAUGCCAUGAAAUCCGGAAGACGUGCUCCUGAAGAGGACGAGCUGGAGCAAGAAGAUAUUGUGGAAGCGGAGCAGAUUCCAAAUGAACUCAUGAAAGAAGUUUAUGAGAAAUUCGCCAACGAAAAUCCGGAUAUGAAUGAGACUCCCGAAGAAUUUUACAAACGUGUAUCUGCCUUGGAGAGACCAGCCGCCGCUAGAAUUCGAGCUCUGAAGAAUAAGCCGGAUUAUCAAAAAAUCCAAGAUAAAAUCAACGAAAUUGUUCAAAAGCACAAAAAUGCAGCCGAAAUCGACAAAGAACUACACUCCAGUGAAAUUCUCUCAUCGCUCACAAUCACGGAAGUUGAUGUUCGUUACAUGAUAGAAAGAAGCAAGACUUUGACGCGUUACUACGAGGCUCGACAGUUUAGAAAGAACGUGGAUCAAAUCGGAUGUCGUGUUCGUCCGAUUAAGAUCGAUUUGGAUCCAGAAACAAUGCCAACAUUUGAUCCAAAUGAUGCUGAAGAUGAAAAGCAAAUGGUCAUUGUGGAGUCGUUGUGCUCUGUAAUUCGUGCUCACGACGUAAAAGAAUGGGGCACUAAGUUUUGGAAUGAACAUCGCUUCACAGCGCCGAAAUACGCUAAAAGAUUUGUGGAGAAUAUGGUCAUAAACAAGUCAAAAGAAGUCGCUGAAUGGUAUUUACAUGUUAACUCAAAGUCAUGCAAUCAAAAUGAUGUACAUUGCCCAGCCAAGUCAACUCUUCCUCCGACUGCUGCAUCAUUCGAUCUUCACAAAAUGCUUCAAAAAGCCCGUUCUGGAUUGAAUCGUCUUUCUGCUGAACACUUUUACCCUCUUGAUGUCUCUCUGGCUCAACAAUUCAACUUCAAAAACGACGAGAGAGAGGGCCUCGACGGAGACAGACGUAUGCAUAUCGGGUUGUCUGAUGAGGUCACCAAUAGUAAAGAGUAUGCGAAUUUUUAUGCUCGAAUGCGUUCGAUUCUUCUCGAACCAAUGCGUCUUGGAAUUGCUCGUGAAUCGUCGUCUGAUGAAACCAAGCGGCUUGUGCGCUGUCUUGCAGAGGAACGCGCCUGCGAUGAAGAACAACAAGUUACCUGUGACCAAAUAAGACGACGCCGGAUGCCUGAUGACGAGAUCUAUGUUACUCCAACUUCAAUCUCUAGAGAACUAAAUAACGGCAUGAAAAUCGAUACCACCGAGUUGUUGGCUAAUCUGGACAAGAAUUCUGCGAAGAAAAUCAGAAUGAAAAGGAAGAUUGGAGAGACCGUUGCGACAGUUGCAGCGCGUCCUGCUCGUCCACCGCGUUCAUCUGCAGGUACACCCACUCCAAGUCACGUCUCGAUCGAUACGGAGAGUAAUAUUUCGCUCAAAGUGGAGUUAGAUUGAAUAUUCUAUUAUUGAACAAUAUAACUAUUUUACCCAACUCUAUGUCAUCCUCUCCUGUGCAGUUUUACAUCACUUUUUUAAACUGAACCCAUUAAAAGUUGAUCUCCUAAGAUUAUUUCACUUUUGUUUUAUUAACAAUCUCAGCUCUUUAUGAACACCAUCUGUUAAAUUUGUUUUUCUUUUUCUAAUAAAAUGGUUUUAUAGGC
Caenorhabditis elegans is the source of this 3021-nucleotide messenger RNA. It is a transcript of the gene snpc-4, whose product is annotated as snRNA-activating protein complex subunit 4 homolog. The record is from RefSeq and is marked reviewed. The transcript is spliced from 13 exons. Bases 29 to 2815 code for a protein of 928 amino acids. Lineage: Eukaryota; Metazoa; Nematoda; Chromadorea; Rhabditida; Rhabditidae. Gene Ontology annotation, cellular component: nucleus.